Messenger RNA from Vicia faba (fava bean), 351 nucleotides. The record is from the annotation of a GenBank genome assembly. Lineage: Eukaryota; Viridiplantae; Streptophyta; Magnoliopsida; Fabales; Fabaceae.
AUGACUACUGGCAGGAUCAACCAGGUAGCAUCCAUUAAUGACUCCGCACACAUUGCAAGAAUUGUGCCGCCCGAAGGGUGCAAAACUUGCAAAAGUGCGGGGCCUUAUGGCUCCGCACACAUUGCAAGAAUUGUGCCGCCCGAAGGGUGCAAAACUUGCAAAAGUGCGGGGCCUUAUGGCUCCGCACACAGUGCAAGAAUUGUGCCGCCCGAAGGGUGCAAAACUUGCAAAAGUGCGGGGCCUUAUGACUCCGCACACAGUGCAAGAAUUGUGCCGCCCGAAGGGUGCAAAACUUGCAAAAGUGCGGGGCAUAAUUUAGAGCAACCAUUAGUAAGGGACGCAAUGGGAUAA